AUGCCGGAGAAGGAGAAGGAAAAAGAUCCACAACAAGAGAUUAAAGAAGAGACUAAUCUGUUGCUUGAUGAUUCUCAUCCCUACAGUGAAUUGAGGCUGCGGAAAGUGACGGCGAGGGUGCGGAAGAAGAUCCAUUUGUAUAAGUGUAGAAAAGGUCUGAUCGAUGUAUUCAAAUCUCGGUGGUUGGUAGCAGAAUCAGCUCGAGAGACGGUGCGGGAGAUGGAGAUCCAUCUGUAUAAGUGUGGAAAAGGUCUUAUUGAUGCGUUCAAGUCGAAUCUUGGUGGUUGGGAGCAGGAUCAGCUCGAGGUUCGAACUAUUCUCGAGAAAUAUAGAUUAAAAUCCAUCUUUGCUUUCAACGUUUACAAAUGUCGCUUCGAACUAUUCUCGAGAAAUAUGGUUAUUUAUCACCCAAAAUAA
Molecule: messenger RNA, 417 nt
Organism: Microthlaspi erraticum
Lineage: Eukaryota; Viridiplantae; Streptophyta; Magnoliopsida; Brassicales; Brassicaceae
Source: the annotation of a GenBank genome assembly